GUUUGCACCUCCCGCUGGGAAGCCCCUUGGAGGAAACCUCGGAAAUCGUGAGCGCUCUGCACGGAUAGAUGGCAAGGAAGAAAUUUACCGGAUUGGAAAUCUCUCUGAUUGUCCUCUUUGCUAUAGUUACCAUAAUAGCGAUUGCCCUUAUUGCUGUUUUAGCAACUAAGACACCUGCUGUUGAAAAUGAUAGUGAUUCUACCUCAUCUCUGUCUCCACCUACUACUCGUACAACCACUGUAUAUCCUUCUGGUUCAGGGAAAUGUCCAAGUGAAGUAAAUGAACCUAUCAAUGAGAGAAUAAACUGCAUUCCAGAACAAUUUCCUACACAGGUGCUUUGUGCACAGCGAGGCUGCUGCUGGAGGCCAUGGAAUAACUCUGUUAUUCCUUGGUGCUUUUUUGCAGAUAACCACGGCUAUAAUGUUGAGGGAAUAACAACAACAAGUACUGGACUUGAAGCGAAAUUAAACAGGAUACCUUCACCUACCCUCUUUGGAAAUGACAUUAAUAGUGUCCUCUUCACAACUCAAACCCAGACCUCCAAUCGUCUCCGGUUCAAGCUUAUUGAUCCAAAUAAUGGAAGGUAUGAAGUUCCUCAUCAGUAUGUGAAAGAAUUUAGUGGAACAGCAGCUUCUGAUACACUGUAUGAUGUGAAGGUUACGGAUAAACCAUUUAGUAUCACAGUUACUAGAAAAAGCAAUAACAGAAUUUUGUUUGACACCAGCAUUGGUCCUCUAGUGUAUUCUGACCAAUAUUUACAGAUCUCAACCAAACUUCCCAGUGAAUAUAUUUAUGGUUUUGGGGAACAUAUUCAUAAGAGAUUUCGUCAUGAUUUAUAUUGGAAAACAUGGCCAAUCUUCACUCGGGAUCAACUGCCUGGUGAUAAUAAUAAUAAUUUAUAUGGUCAUCAAACAUUCUUCAUGUGCAUUGAAGAUAAUUCAGGAAAGUCAUUUGGUGUUUUCUUAAUGAACAGUAAUGCAAUGGAGGUUUUCAUCCAACCUACUCCAAUAGUAACCUACAGAGUUAUUGGUGGCAUUCUGGACUUUUACAUCUUUCUUGGAGAUACACCAGAACAAGUAGUUCAAAAGUAUCAAGAGCUCAUUGGACUACCAGCAAUGCCGGCCUAUUGGAGUCUUGGAUUCCAACUGAGUCGCUGGAGUUAUAACUCACUAGAUGUAGUAAAAGAAGUGGUAAAAAGAAACCGGGAAGCUGGCAUACCAUUUGAUGUACAGAUCACUGAUAUUGACUAUAUGGAAGAAAAGAAAGCCUUUACUGUUGAUACAGUUACAUUUAAUGGACUCCCUGAAUUUGUUAAAGAUUUGCAUGACCAUGGACAGAAAUAUGUCAUCAUCUUGGACCCUGGAAUUUCCAUAGGAAAACGUUCUGAUGGAACAGCAUAUGAAACCUAUGAGCGAGGAAAUGCACAACAUGUAUGGGUAAAUGAGUCAGAUGGGACUACACCACUUAUUGGAGAGGUAUGGCCUGGAUUAUCAGUGUUCCCUGAUUUCACUAAUCCAAACUGCAUAGAUUGGUGGGCAAAUGAAUGCAGUAUUUUCUAUCAACAAGUGAAUUAUGAUGGACUUUGGAUUGAUAUGAAUGAAGUUUCCAGCUUUAUUCAAGGUUCAAAGGAAGGAUGCAAUGACAACAAAUUAAAUUACCCCCCUUUUACUCCUGAUAUUCUUGAUAAAUUGAUGUAUUCCAAAACAAUUUGCAUGGAUUCUGUGCAAUACUGGGGGAAACAUUAUGAUGUUCACAGCCUCUAUGGAUACAGCAUGGCUAUAGCAACAGAGAAAGCUAUACAAAAACUUUUUACAAAUAAGAGAAGCUUCAUUCUCACCCGGUCAACUUUUGCUGGAUCUGGGAGCCAUGCUGCGCACUGGUUAGGAGACAAUACUGCUUCAUGGGAACAAAUGGAGUGGUCUAUCACUGGAAUGUUGGAGUUCGGCUUGUUUGGAAUGCCUUUUGUUGGAGCAGAUAUCUGUGGAUUUGUGCAAGAGACCACAGAAGAGCUUUGCAGAAGAUGGAUGCAACUUGGGGCAUUUUAUCCAUUUUCUAGAAACCAUAAUGCUGAAGGAUAUAAGCAUCAAGAUCCUGCAUUUUUCGGACAGAAUUCUCUUUUGGUUAACUCAUCGAGACAUUAUUUGAAUAUCCGCUAUAGGUUAUUACCUUUCCUUUAUACUCUGUUUUAUAAAGCUCAUCGGUUUGGAGAAACAGUAGCAAGGCCGUUUCUUCACGAGUUUUAUGAGGAUUCAAAUAGCUGGGUUGAGGACACUCAGUUCUUAUGGGGCCCUGCAUUACUUAUUACUCCUGUCCUGAAACAGGGAGCUGAUACAGUGAGCGCAUAUAUUCCUGAUGCUACCUGGUAUGAUUAUGAAACUGGUGCAAAAAGACCUUGGAGAAGACAGCGUGUUGAUAUGUACCUUCCAGGAGACAAAAUAGGAUUACAUCUUAGAGGAGGUUAUAUUAUCCCCAUUCAAGAACCUGCUGUAACUACAACUGAAAGCCGUAAGAAUCCCCUAGGACUUAUAAUUGCAUUAAAUGAAGAUAACACAGCUAAGGGAGACUUUUUCUGGGAUGAUGGAGAAACUAAAGGUACCGUAGAAAGUGGUAACUACAUAUUCUAUACAUUUUCAGUUUCUAAUAACAAUUUGGACAGUACAUGCACACAUUCAAACUACCAGGAAGGAACUACUUUAGCAUUUGAGACUGUAAAAGUCCUUGGAUUGAUGGAAACUGUUACAGAAGUUACAGUGGCAGAAAAUAAUCAACCAAUGAACGUUCACAAUAAUUUCACUUAUGAUGUUUCCAACCAGUUUCUCCUAAUCUACGACCUCAAAUUUAACCUUGGAAGAAACUUCACUGUUCGAUGGAAUCAAAAUUUCUCAGAAAAUGAAAAGUUUUCUUGUCACCCAGAUGCAGACUUUACAACGGAAGAAAAGUGCAAAGAACAUGGCUAUUUAUGGCAAGCGACUUCUUUACAAUCCAGAGAAACUGAGUAUUACUUUCCCAGACAAGACAACCCUUAUUCAGUCAGCAAUAUUUAUUAUUCAUCAAUGGGUAUAACAGCUGACCUCCAGUUCAAUACUGGGAAUGCUCGAAUAAAGCUACCUUCUGUACCCAUCUCAGUUCUUCGUGUGGAGGUGAAAUAUCACAAAAAUGAUAUGCUGCAGUUUAAGAUUUAUGAUCCUCAGAAUAAGAGAUAUGAAGUGCCAGUACCUUUAAACAUUCCAGCUAAUCCAAUAAGUUCUUAUGAAGACAGACUUUAUGAUGUUGAAAUCAAGGAAAAUCCUUUUGGUAUCCAGAUUCGACGGAGAAGCACAGGACAAGUUAUUUGGGAUUCUCAUCUACCUGGAUUUAUUUUUAAUGACCAGUUCAUUCAAAUAUCUACUCGCCUGCCAUCAAAAUAUAUAUAUGGAUUUGGGGAAGUAGAACACACAGAAUUUAAGCGAGAUAUGAACUGGCAUACUUGGGGAAUGUUCACAAGAGACCAGCCUCCUGGUUAUAAACUUAAUUCCUAUGGAUUUCAUCCCUAUUAUAUGGCUCUGGAAGAAGAGGGCAACGCUCAUGGAGUUCUCUUACUCAAUAGCAAUGCAAUGGAUGUUACAUUCCAACCAACUCCUGCUCUAACUUACCGCACAAUUGGAGGGAUCUUGGACUUUUAUAUGUUUUUGGGCCCAACUCCGGAAGUUGCAACAAAGCAAUACCAUGAAGUAAUUGGACGACCAGUCAUGCCACCUUAUUGGGCUUUGGGAUUCCAGUUAUGUCGUUAUGGAUACAGAAAUACUUCAGAGGUUGAGCAAUUAUAUACUGACAUGGUGAAUGCACGGAUUCCCUAUGAUGUUCAAUACACAGACAUUAAUUACAUGGAAAGACAACUAGACUUCACAAUUGGUGAUAAUUUCCGUGACCUUCCUCAGUUUGUUGCCCAUAUAAAAGGAGAAGGCAUGAGAUUCAUUAUUAUCCUGGAUCCAGCAAUUUCAGGAAAUGAAACAAAGCCUUACCCUGCAUUUGACAGAGGACAGGAGAAAGAUGUCUUUGUCAAAUGGCCUAAUAGCAGUGAUAUUUGCUGGGCAAAGGUUUGGCCAGAUUUACCCAAUGUUACCAUAGAUGAAAAUCUAACUGAAGAUGAAGCUGUUAAUGCUUCCAGAGCUCAUGUUGCUUUUCCAGAUUUCUUCAGGAAUUCCACGGCAGAGUGGUGGGCAAGGGAGAUUAUAGAUUUCUAUAAUAACCAGAUGCAGUUUGAUGGCUUGUGGAUUGAUAUGAAUGAACCAUCAAGUUUUGUAAAUGGAACAGUCAGUAAUCAAUGUAGAAACACAGAGCUAAAUUACCCACCUUACUUCCCAGAACUCACAAAAAGAACUGAUGGAUUACAUUUCCACACUAUGUGUAUGGAAACUGAGCACAUUCUUAGUGAUGGAUCGCCAGUUUUGCAUUAUGAUGUUCACAAUCUCUAUGGAUGGUCACAGGCAAAGCCUACAUAUGAUGCAUUGCAGAAGGCAACUGGCAAAAGAGGGAUUGUUAUUUCCCGCUCCACAUAUCCUAGCACUGGACAAUGGGCAGGACACUGGCUUGGAGACAACUAUGCACGAUGGGACAAUAUGGACAAAUCAAUCAUUGGUAUGAUGGAAUUUAGUCUCUUUGGAAUAUCAUAUACUGGAGCAGAUAUCUGUGGUUUCUUCAAUGAUUCAGAUUAUCAUCUCUGUGCCCGCUGGAUGCAACUUGGAGCAUUUUAUCCAUACUCAAGAAAUCACAACACUGCAUUUACUCGAAGACAAGAUCCUGUUUCCUGGAAUCAAACCUUUGCUGAAAUGUCAAGGGAUGUUCUAAAUAUUAGAUACACUUUAUUGCCCUAUUUCUAUACACAAAUGCAUGAAAUUCAUGCUCAUGGUGGCACUGUUAUCCGACCUCUUUUGCAUGAGUUUUUUAAUGAAAAGCCGACCUGGGAUAUAUACAAGCAGUUCUUAUGGGGUCCAGCAUUUAUGGUUACUCCUGUGUUGGAACCUGAUGUUGAUGUUGUAAGAGGCUAUAUCCCCAAUGAUCGGUGGUUUGAUUACCAUACAGGCCAAGAUAUUGGCCUCAGAGGACAAUUCAGUGAAUUUGAUGCUCCUUUAUAUAAAAUAAAUCUGCAUGUCCGUGGUGGUCACAUUCUACCAUGUCAAGAGCCUGCUCAAAACACAUUUUUCAGCCGACAAAAUUACAUGAAACUCAUUGUUGCUGUGGGUGAUAAUCAGACGGCACAAGGAUCUCUCUUUUGGGAUGAUGGAGACAGUAUAAACACCUAUGAAAGAAACCUAUACUCCAUGGUACAAUUUAAUUUAAACAAGUCCAACUUGACAAGCACUAUAUUGAAAAAUGGUUAUGUAAAUACAAAUGAAAUGAAACUUGGAUUCAUCAAUGUAUGGGGGAAAGGAAAGACUCCUGUCAAUGAGGUUAAUCUCAUAUAUAAAGAAAAUAAACAAUUAGUUAAAUUUACCCAAGAUGUAGACAAGGAGAUUUUAAAUAUUGAUCUGACAAUGAAUGAUGUUAGUUUGGAUCAACCAAUAGAAAUCUACUGGUCAUGAAGAUCACCAUCGAUUCAAAUAGUCAGAGAAAUUAAAAAUCUGGAUUUAAGUUUCACAGCACUUACAAUUUUCCCUCUUCACUGGCUUCUGAUAUUCUAUAAAAUAUACGUAACAUUUAUUUAAAGGUUAUUACACAAAAUACAAUGUUAAGACUUAUUUUAUUAUGUUAAUGCACACUGGAUCCAAGUUUCUGU
Messenger RNA from Choloepus didactylus (southern two-toed sloth), 5755 nucleotides. It is a transcript of the gene SI, whose product is annotated as sucrase-isomaltase. The record is from RefSeq and is a predicted model, not a curated record. Lineage: Eukaryota; Metazoa; Chordata; Mammalia; Pilosa; Megalonychidae. Gene Ontology annotation, molecular function: carbohydrate binding; alpha-1,4-glucosidase activity. The transcript has 48 exons. Bases 69 to 5561 code for a protein of 1830 amino acids. Gene Ontology annotation, biological process: carbohydrate metabolic process.